AUGGCUGACUGUGAGGUACAGGCGUUAGUCUACAAGUAUAAUGGAUCCAACAUGGCUGACUGUGAAGUACAGGGGCUAAUCUUUAAUGGAACCGACAUGGCUGACUGUAAGCUCUACUACCAACCAGCCAGCCUCCAACUGUUCCUCCCAGCCCUCCUACCAACCUGCCAGCCUCCCACUGUUCCUCCCAGCCCUCCUACCAACCAGCCAGCCUCCCACUGUUCCUCCCAGCUCUACUACCAACCAGCCAGCUUCCCACUGUUCCUCCCAGCUCUACUACCAACCAGCCAGCCUCCAACUGUUCCUCCCAGCCCUCCUACCAACCUGCCAGCCUCCCACUGUUCCUCCCAGCCCUCAUACCAACCAGCCAGCCUCCCACUGUUCCUCCCAGCCCUCCUACCAACCAGCCAGCCUCCCACUGUUCCUCCCAGCCCUCCUACCAACCAGCCAGCCUCCCACUGUUCCUCCCAGCCCUCCUCCCAACCAGCCAGCCUCCCACUGUUCCUCCCAGCCCUCCUAUCACCAUUCCUCCCAGCCAGCCAGCCUCUCAGCCCUCCUACCAACCAGCCAGCCUCACACCGUUCCUCACACCCAACUCUCCUACCAAUCAGCCAGCCUCCCAGCCCUCCUACCACCGCUCCUUCCUUUCAGCCAGCCAGCCAGCCUCCCAGCCCUCCUACCACCGUUCCUCCCAACCAGCCUACCACCGUUCCUUCCAGCCAGCCAGCCUCCCAGCCCUCCUACCACCGUUCCUCCCAACCAGCCUACCACCGUUCCUCCCAGACCUCCUACCACCAUUCCUCCCAGCCAGCCUCCCAGCCCUCCUACCACCGUUCCUCCCACCGUUCCUCCCAGCCAGUCUCCCAGCCCUUCUACCACCGUUCCUCCCAGCCAGCCUCCCAGCCCUUCUACCACCGUUCCUCCCAGCCAGCCGCCCAGCCCUUCUACCACCGUUCCUCCCAGCCACGCAGCCUUCCAGCCCUCCUACCACCGUUCCUCCCAGCCAGCCAGCCUCUCAGCCCUCCUAUCACGUUCCUCCCAGCCAGCCUCCCAGCCCUUCUACCACUGUUCCUCCCAGCAAGCCUUUCCAACCCUCCUACCACCGUUCCUCCCACCAUUCCUUCCAGCCAGCCUCCCAGCCCUCCUACCAACCAGCCAGCCUCCCACCGUUCCUCACACCCAGCUCUCCUACCAAUCAGCCAGCCUCUCAGCCCUCCUACCACCGUUCCUCCCAGCCAGCCAGCCUCCCACCGUUCCUCACACCCAGCUCUCCUACCAACCAGCCUACCACCGUUCCUCCCAGCCAGCCAGCCUCCCAGCCCUCCUACCACCAUUCCUCACAACCAGCCAGCCUCCCAGCCCUCCUACCACCGUUCCUCUCACCGUUCCUCCCAGCCAGCCUCCAAGCCCUUCUACCACUGUUCCUCCCAGCCAGCCAGCCUCCCAACCUCCCAGCCCUCCUACCACUGUUCCUCCCAGCCAGCCAGCCAGCCUCCCAGCCCUGCUACCACGUUCCUCCCAACCUCCCAGCUCUCCAACCACUGUUCCUCCCAACCAGCCAGCCUCCCAGCUCUCCAACCACUGUUCCUCCCAACCAGCCAGCCUCCCAGCCAGCCAGCCUGA
Messenger RNA from Salmo salar (Atlantic salmon), 1623 nucleotides. The record is from RefSeq and is a predicted model, not a curated record. NCBI's taxonomy places the organism in Eukaryota, Metazoa, Chordata, Actinopteri, Salmoniformes, Salmonidae.